CGGUGACGUCAGACGCAGCCAUUCUUUCGUCGAAGUGCCAACGGCGCGAUUUUUCAAAAUGGAACCUCGCACCGAGGGCGUUUCUCCCCGGCCCCCUUAGCGGGGAGGGAGAGGCCUGUGGAUCGGCAGCGGGAGCGAGAGGCCACACCGAGUACCUGGCCAUGCAGCCGUGAUAAGGAGGCAACGAACUGAGGCGGGAAGGGCGAACUCCGCCGCCAUGGCGACCUGUAUCGGGGAGAAGAUUGAGGAUUUCAAAGUAGGGAACCUUCUGGGUAAGGGCUCCUUUGCAGGAGUCUACAGAGCGGUAUCCUUGAAAACAGGCCUAGAAGUGGCCAUCAAAAUGAUUGACAAAAAGGCCAUGCACAAAGUUGGAAUGGUGCAGAGGGUUCAAAAUGAAGUGAAGAUACAUUGUCAACUAAAACAUCCCUCCAUACUUGAGCUAUAUAACUACUUUGAAGAUAGUAACUACGUGUACCUGAUAUUAGAGAUGUGUCAUAAUGGAGAAAUGAGCAGAUAUUUAAAAACCAGAAAGAACCGUUUCUCUGAAGAAGAAGUUCGGCAUUUCAUGCAUCAGAUUAUUACAGGAAUGUUAUAUCUCCAUACUCAUGGCAUACUGCAUCGGGAUCUCACACUGUCUAAUCUGUUACUUACCAACAACAUGAACAUCAAGAUUGCUGACUUUGGGCUUGCAACCCAAUUGAAAAUGCCUCAUGAAAAACAUUACACAAUGUGUGGGACUCCUAAUUAUAUUUCUCCUGAAAUAGCCACAAGAAGUGCCCAUGGACUUGAAUCUGAUGUAUGGUCAUUGGGGUGCAUGUUUUAUACACUUCUGACUGGAAAGCCACCUUUCGAUACUGACACAGUAAAGAACACCUUGAACAAAGUAGUGUUGGCAGAUUAUGAAAUGCCAACAUUUUUGUCAGUAGAAGCUCAAGAUCUUAUUCAACAGUUACUUCGCAAAAACCCAGCAGAUCGUUUAAGCCUUUCAUCUGUAUUGGAUCAUCCUUUCAUGUCAAAAUCUAGCUCAGCAAGAAGUAAAGACCUGGGAAAUGUAGAAGAUUCAAUGGACAGUGGAAAUGCCACAAUUUCUACAGUGUCUCCCAGUGUCAGUACAAGUAGCAGCUUUAGGGAAAAGAAAAGACUUUUAAUGGGACAACCACUUCCCAACAAAAUAACCAUUCUUCCCAAAAAUAAAACUGCUAAUGAUGUCUUAUCUGGUUGUGGAAGCAUAUCUCACAAUAGUUGGGGACUUCCAGGAAAAGAAACUGGCAAUAUUGGUAGAGGAAGAACAAUGCAGUCAAUUGAAGAAAGACCACAUUCACGCUACCUCAGAAGGGCACACUCCUCUGAAAGAUCGAGUGCAUCCUGUAGCCAGAAUCAAGGAGAAUCAAGUCAUGUGGAAAGAUCACAUUCCAUGGAAGUCCUCCCAAAGUCUAGGGGAGGGCUAACAGAAAGCAGGAAGGACUUUUCGCCUGCAAAUAGCAAUUGUGAUAUUUCUACUGUAUUUAAAGAAAAGCUUACCACUACUGGCUCUGGCUCAAUGGAAAAGCAACUUUCUCCACCAGUGAAGGAUCAAACUAGUUCAAAUUAUCUUUGCCCAAUGAAGCCCAAUGUUGGUUUAUUAGGACUGAAGCCCCAAACAGAAAUAAUGCAUCAGUGGCUUGGGAAUAUGCAACUCAAUGCUCAGAUGGCAGAACCUUCAUAUAACACAAAUAGGAAUUUUCCAUUCCAUCUUAGUGUGCCUCAAGAGCCAGUGAAAAGUGCAUGGAAUGUCUUGAAAGGCAAAAAUUCUCCUGAUUGCACACAGUCAGUUGUGGGACCACUGGACACAAAGAAAAGCACCUCUGGAUUUCCUGCAUUUGAUCUCCAUCUAGUUCCUGAAAUCACAAAAAAAGGAGGCAAAGAGCCACAAUACAGACACCCAAAAUCUACCCUGCGAAGUACUGUAUCUCCUCUGAGUGCUCAAAGAUUAAAAACAAUCAGGCAAAGAACAAAAAAUGCAGUGGUGAGUAUUCUAGAUACAGGAGAAGUCUGCAUGGAAUUUCUAAAAGAAUAUAAUUCUAAAGAAUUUGUAAAAGAAGUUCUGAGAAUAUCUUGUGAUGGAAGUGAGAUCACAGUUUACCAUCCAAAUGAAGGAAGAGGCAUGCCCCUUCAUGACAGACCACCACCACUUCCUGAAGACUUACAUGUUUAUACAUUUGACAGCCUGCCUGAGAAGUACUGGAAGAAGUAUCAGUAUGCUGCCAAAUUUGUACAGUUAGUAAGAUCCAAAACUCCCAAAGUUACUUUCUAUACGAGGUAUGCCAAGUGCAUGUUGAUGGAAAAUUCUCCUCCUGCUGAUGUGGAAAUUUGUUUUUAUGAUGGAGCAAAAAUUCACAAGACAGCAGGAGUAAUCCGUGUAAUAGAAAAAUCUGGAAAAAUCUAUACAAUAAAAGAAAAUGAAAUGGAAUUAGAGAGAGAAAUUCGGAUAUAUGUUGAUCAUGCCAAUGAGGGACAUCGUAUUUGCCUGGCACUGGAAUCUGCCAUUUUGGCAGAAGAAAGAAGUGAAAAUGUUCCAUUUUUCCCCAUUAUUGUUGGGCGGAAACCAGGAAACCCUGAGUCUCCAAAAGCUUUGGUACCACCUUCUGCUUUAGAAGAUCAAAGUGCGUUCGCGCAUACAGCUGUGGUAAAGAGUGAUAUUGGUGGCAGAUCGGAAUUGGCAAGUGAAGCACCCAGCAAUAGCCCCCCUAUGUUGUCGUAUGAAGGAUCUGCAUUUACAGCAAAUACAGCAGAAUCAAAGGGCUCCUCUGGUCUUCCGAAUGAGCAUGCUGCAAAUUCACCUCAACUGUUGAAGUCUGUCUUUGUAAAGAAUGUUGGCUGGGCUUCACAGCUGACCAGUGGGGCAGUAUGGGUUCAGUUCAAUGAUGGAUCCCAGCUGCUGGCUCAGGCUGGCAUUUCUUCUAUUACAUAUACAUCUCCAGCUGGUGACACUGUCAAGUAUGGAGAAAAUGAAAAAUUGCCAGAAUAUAUUAAAGAGAAGCUACAUUAUUUAUCUUCUAUUUUGGUAAUGUUUACCAAUCCAGUGGGUCCUCACUGACAAACUGUUUGGAUAUGGCUUGGGAAAAAACAACUUCAGGGUAAUAGAGGCAUUGCUGUGAUAUUCAAAGAAGAAGAGGGCUUUCAGUGAACUCAGUCCUUCCUUCCAUGAUGGAGUUGCAGUGUUCAUUUCAGCUUUUAAAAGCAUGAUUAGUCAAGGUAAAAUUGCUUGCAUUUUAUAUAAUGGAUUGCGGUAAAUGUUAGUUCUCCAAUUCUUUCUCAUAAAGGGAGUCUGAACUUGUAUAUAUGUGUGUGUUUUCCCACUAUUACAGCAGUCAUCAAGUGUCUCUCUGAACUGUAUAUGUAAAUACCUUGUAUUUUACUUUCUGCAAACAUGUAAAGUGUACUGUUUUAUAAGUGUUUUAUAUUUUGAAACUUUUUCUAAUGAAAUAUCCCUGCAAAAGCUUUUUAAAAAAAUAAAUGCAGUGGAAUUUG
This is a messenger RNA of Pogona vitticeps (central bearded dragon), 3510 nucleotides long. RefSeq names its product polo like kinase 4 (gene PLK4). NCBI's taxonomy places the organism in Eukaryota, Metazoa, Chordata, Lepidosauria, Squamata, Agamidae. The record is from RefSeq and is a predicted model, not a curated record. Gene Ontology annotation, cellular component: nucleus. Gene Ontology annotation, molecular function: protein binding; protein kinase activity; ATP binding. Gene Ontology annotation, biological process: protein phosphorylation.